CAGUGCUGAUAAUUUUUCUUAAAAAACUGUUCAAAACUAAACAUGCAUUUUAUUUAUAUUUUCACGUUACUAUUAAUAAAACACGUUUCAUCAUUCAUAAAAGAUUCUCGGGUAAUUUAUAGUACAAAUUUUCGACCAAGACACAAUAUAGAAACUAGAUCAUAUAAAGAUACAAUUAUUACGCACAAAGCUCGUUUAUCUAUUUCAAUAGGAGACGAAGAUUUUGGUCAGAUAGUGGUUGGAUUGUUUGGUGAGGUUGCCCCAAAAACAACGGAAAAUUUUGUUGAGCUAUGUCAAGAUACUUCGGAUGGAUAUGCUGGUACGAUUUUUCAUCGAGUUAUUAAAGGUUUUAUGAUGCAAGGGGGAGAUGUUACUCAUAAAGAUGGAACAGGUGGUAGAAGUAUUUAUGGUCCUGAGUUUGAUGAUGAAAACCUGAACAUUAAACAUAUGGGAGCAGGAACUUUAUCAAUGGCAAAUUCUGGACCUGAUUCAAAUAAUUCUCAGUUCUUCAUAACAUUUGUUAAUACUGAAUGGUUAAAUGGAAAACAUCAAGUAUUCGGAAAAGUUCUCUCAGGAAUGAAUAUUGUAAAAGAAGUAGAGAAUGUACAAACUAAUAAAGAUGAUCGACCGUUAGAAAAUGUGACCAUUACUGAUUGCGAAGCAAAAAAAGUUGAGGAGUUCACGCUUCAGGACUAUAUGAACGCUGACGCUUAAAACUUUCUUAUAACUAAUAUGUUUACCAGCUUGUGUAAUAUGAUCGUACUUAUAUACAUUUUUUGGA
Molecule: messenger RNA, 781 nt
Organism: Hydra vulgaris (swiftwater hydra)
Lineage: Eukaryota; Metazoa; Cnidaria; Hydrozoa; Anthoathecata; Hydridae
Product: peptidyl-prolyl cis-trans isomerase B
Biological process (GO): protein folding; protein peptidyl-prolyl isomerization
Molecular function (GO): peptidyl-prolyl cis-trans isomerase activity
Source: RefSeq, a predicted model, not a curated record